Solea solea (common sole) is the source of this 3115-nucleotide messenger RNA. It is a transcript of the gene slc6a3, whose product is annotated as solute carrier family 6 member 3. The transcript has 16 exons. Gene Ontology annotation, cellular component: neuron projection; presynaptic membrane; neuronal cell body membrane. The coding region runs from base 471 to 2285 and encodes 604 amino acids. Gene Ontology annotation, molecular function: norepinephrine:sodium symporter activity; dopamine:sodium symporter activity. Lineage: Eukaryota; Metazoa; Chordata; Actinopteri; Pleuronectiformes; Soleidae. Gene Ontology annotation, biological process: sodium ion transmembrane transport; dopamine uptake involved in synaptic transmission. The record is from RefSeq and is a predicted model, not a curated record.
UCUCAUAUUUGAAGAGUGGUCCCACAGACAGAUCUCCAUACCAGUCCACAGAGUACUCUGGUCUCCGUGUGUCUGUCACUGGAGCCAAAAAGAGUGGGAGAGAUUUCGACAACUCAUAGAUAUACCUGUUCCUCUCAUUUUGUAGGAUCUCCAUCUUCCUCUCCUUUUUUUUUACCAUCAGUCAAUCUCAUACUGAUUUUUUUUUUUUAAACCUCUUUUUCUAACCUAUCUCUCAUUUGAUUUAUUUUGCUUAUUUACUAAUCUGGGUAAAAGAGGAACUUCUCAAGGGCUGUCUGUGUAAAAAUGGUCAGCUUCAGUUUGCAGCACACGGACGAACAUCAGCACAGCUAGAAUUAAAUCACUCAGUGUGCCAGCUUGAGGAGCUUUCACCUGUCAGUCCAAAAGCGGCAUUUUCACUCCUGAAGACCGUGCUUCUCUUCAUUCUGACAGAGAGAGUCGCUGUCGGCCUCAUGUCCUCAGUUGUUGCCCCAGAAAAACCCUCCAUGGGUCCCAAGGAGUUGGAGCUGAUCCUUGUAAAGGAACAGAACGGGGUCCAGUUCACCUCAACCACUUUAGUGGCUCCGACUCCGACUCAAAUCAAUCCCAGUGAGGAGGAGAGGGAGACCUGGGGAAAGAAAAUCGACUUCCUCCUGUCAGUCAUCGGAUUUGCUGUGGACCUCGCUAAUGUCUGGAGAUUCCCUUACCUCUGCUACAAGAAUGGAGGAGGUGCUUUUCUGGUGCCAUACAUGUUCUUCAUGGUGAUAGCAGGGAUGCCUCUCUUCUACAUGGAGCUGGCUCUGGGACAGUAUAAUAGAGAGGGCGCAGCAGGGGUGUGGAAGAUCUGCCCUAUAUUUAAAGGUGUCGGCUUUACGGUGAUCCUCAUUUCCCUCUACGUCGGUUUCUUCUACAACGUCAUUAUCUCCUGGGCACUGUUUUACCUUUUCUCCUCCUUCACCAACGAGCUGCCAUGGGUCCACUGCAACAACACGUGGAACAGUCCUAACUGCUCCGACUGGGCUGACAACACCUCAGUCAGUGACAUCUACAAGGCCACACCUGCACAGGAGUUCUUUGAACGAGCAGUUCUCCACAUCCAGGACAGUAAUGGUAUUGAUGACCUGGGUCGCCCACGGUGGCAGUUGACUUCCUGUCUGGGUGUGGUGAUUGUUCUACUCUACUUCAGUCUCUGGAAGGGAGUUAAGACCUCUGGCAAGGUUGUGUGGAUCACAGCCACCAUGCCCUAUGUGGUCUUGACUGUGCUGUUGAUCCGAGGAGUCACACUGCCUGGAGCCAUUGAUGGCAUUAAGGCUUACCUCUCUGUGGAUUUCCUGAGACUGUGCGAAGCCCAGGUCUGGAUUGAGGCAGCGACACAGAUCUGUUUCUCUCUGGGAGUGGGGUUUGGUGUGCUAAUUGCCUUUUCCAGCUACAACAAAUUCAGCAACAACUGUUACAGAGACGCCAUCAUCACCACCUCCAUCAACUCCCUAACCAGUUUCUUCUCCGGCUUUGUGGUGUUCUCUUUCCUCGGUUACAUGUCCCAAAAACACAACGUGCCCUUGGACAAAGUUGCCAGAGAUGGUGCUGGGUUAGUCUUUGUCAUUUACCCAGAAGCCAUAGCAACAUUACCUGGGUCCUCAGUAUGGGCAGUUAUCUUCUUCAUUAUGCUGUUGACGCUGGGCAUUGACAGUGCUAUGGGCGGAAUGGAGUCGGUUAUUACGGGGCUGAUUGAUGAAUUCAAGUGCCUCCACAAGCACAGAGAGCUGUUCACCUUUUUUACUGUGGUCUUCACCUUUCUCAUGUCCCUCUUCUGUGUCACAAAUGCAAGGAUGUAUGUGUUUACUCUGCUUGACCACUUUGCAGCAGGGACAUCAAUUCUCUUUGGAGUGCUUAUUGAAGCCAUCGGCAUCGCAUGGUUCUAUGGAGUGGAUCGUUUCAGUGAUGACAUCGAGGAGAUGAUUGGCCACCGCCCAGGCAGGUACUGGAGGCUCUGCUGGAAGUUUGUCAGCCCCUGCUUCCUCCUGUAUAUGGUGGUGGUGAGCUUUGUCAGGUUCAACCCCCCAAAGUACGGCACCUACACGUUUCCUCCGUGGGCUAACACACUGGGCUGGUGUCUGGCCAUGUCCUCGAUGGCCAUGGUGCCUCUGUAUGCCAUCUACAAACUCUGCAGGCUGCCUGGAAAGUUUUGCAACAGACUGGCUUAUGCCAUCACCCCAGAGACAGAGCACCAUUUGGUAGACAACGGGGAGGUUCGGCAGUUCACUCUGAAGCACUGGUUGGUGGUCUGAGUGCUUGAGACAGGAACAUGGGUUGGGAGGGGGGGGGGAUAGAGAGUGAGAGAGAAAAUUGAUGUUGGAUGGAUGGAUAGAUGAAUGCACAGCAAAGACCUAAGGAGCUGAAAGGAACAAGAGAAAUAGCCAUGUAACUCCGUGAUGACUGCCGUGGUGACGCCGUCUCAAAGUUUACUGUUCUUUGAUUUCAACAGUGGUUGUGUGAAGCUGUGCAUUGACCACUGUUGUGUUGAUUCAGUCAAACGGGUGAAUGCAGUAUUUCAGCCUGCUCUUUCCACAAAGACAAAACACAUAGCCCGGCGGUCAUCUUCACUAUGCGCCUACAAAAGAGCGAGAAACAUUCUUAGUCUUUGUUGCAGUGCAGAAUUCAUGAACAUCAGUGAAGGCCACACAGGUUUACUUUGCAUUGUGUGAGGUGCUAAGUGACACAGAAUAAAACUGACACUUCCUCUCUCAUUUCUUUGAGGUAAAAUGUAGUAUAACAUAUGUGGAGUUUGAUAUGCCAUAUACAUAAUGAUUUUUUUUUCUUAAUUCAUAUAAAUGACUGGAAAUAAGAUAUUUUUAAGCAUAUUUUCAUCAUUACACAGCUUUUCUUAGGAUACAGUGAGGCACGUGUGUGAUAAAAGCCACAGGUUUCACUGAAUCUCAUUCUAGUCCUCGAUAUGUUAUUAUUUACUGACUAGCGCUUUUAAAGAGACUGUUAUUACAUUACGUAACAGAUUCAUUCCAUCAACAACGACCAAAACAACAGCAUUUGAAUAACCUGAACUGAUAACGUGAGCUUUAUCGGGUGGUUUUCAUAAACACCGACACACAAACCAACUAAA